AUGAGCUACUGUAAGGGCAGCUACUAUGGAGGCCUGGGCUAUGGCUAUGGCUCUGGCUCUGGUUAUGGCUGUGGAUGUGGCAGCUUCCGUGGCCUAGGCUGUGGAUUUGGCAGCUAUGGCUAUGGAGGCCUGGGCUGUCGUAGUUACGGCUACGGAGGCCUGGGCUGUGGUAGUUAUGGCUAUGGAGGCCUGGGCUGUGGUGGCUAUGGCUAUGGAGGCCUGGGCUGUGGCGGCUAUGGCUGCUACCGGCCAUCUUGCUGUGGAAGGUAUUACUCCUCCGGAUUCUACUAA
This is a messenger RNA of Phascolarctos cinereus (koala), 291 nucleotides long. Lineage: Eukaryota; Metazoa; Chordata; Mammalia; Diprotodontia; Phascolarctidae. The record is from RefSeq and is a predicted model, not a curated record.